AUGGCGAUCAGGACGGCAGCGCUCCUCUUCCGCCGCCAGGCCGCCGCCGCCGCCGCAGCUCCAAAGCCGCUACAACAGUACUUCGCUGGUCUGUCCACCGCAGUGGGGCACGUUACUCUAGACGAUAGCGGUCACAUUGGCGGUGGGGAGGAGAACAAGAAGCGGUGGGUGGAGCUCCCUCCCUUCGCACCGCUCGACGCCAACGCCGCCGCUCGAGCCAUCUCUCGGGGAGAUGGCGGGGAAGGAGCAUGCUCCAAUGCCACGGCUAUCAGGUGGGUCCGGCGCUGCUGCCCACACCUGCCGGCGUCGCUGGUGCAGAAGCUGUUCCGCCUCCGCAAGGUGAAGAAGAAUCUUGUGACUGCAGAUACCUCUUCAACAGACAGUUUAGCUCAGCAACUCCGGUUGAGAAGGGUUUCAGCAAAAGAUGAACUUGUGCCUGGUGAUAUUCUCUUUCUACCUGUUAACAUUCAAGAAUCUUCUGUUACUGAGAAGACGAAGAAAUUUGGUAACAAGAAUGAGAUUGAUUUUCUACGUGGCCUUGAGAUCUACAAGGAUAGGGCCAUCAUCGUGCUCAACAAACCACCUGGAAUGCCAGUGCAAGGUGGUGUUGGCAUAAAAAAUAGUAUUGAUAUACUGGCCCCGAUGUUUGAGGACGGUUCUUCUGAAGCACCUCGGCUGGUCCACAGGCUUGAUAGGGAUUGCAGUGGUGUCCUAGUUCUGGGAAGAACUCAACUUAGCACUUCCAUUAUGCAUGCUAUAUUUCGUGAGAAAACUGCUGAUGCUUUAGGUGAUGGUACUCAACAAGUACUGCAAAGAAAAUAUGUUGCACUUGUUAUUGGAAGACCCCUAGGCAUCCCAAGGGUUUAUUGUCAGCUCCACUUGCAAAGUUGUAUGGAUCUUAUCAAAAUCUUGAAUCAGUUGAUAUACCUGCCAGUGAAAAUUGCACCUUUCCUGCUCUACUUUAUACAACAGGUUGUAUUACAAGAUGGCAGGUCGGAGCGUCUGACUGUUUGCGCUGGUUCAAAUACUGCUUCUGUUCAAGAUGCUCUGACAGAGUACUGUGUGAUUGAGUCUUGUCCUCAAGGGUACACUUGGUUAGAGCUAUUCCCUCGAACUGGGAGGAAGCAUCAGCUCCGAGUUCAUUGUGCGGAGGUUCUGGGAACACCAAUCGUUGGGGAUUACAGGUUUGGACGGCAAGCGCACCAGAACUGGACGCCUCUUCCCAUGCCGCAAACAAUCGACGAGGAAAUUCUCAAGAAAAGGAAGCUUCCCUUUGGGCUUGCUUUGGGCGGUGGAAGCGUAGCUGAGCAGCAGCCACAGCUGCAUCUACACUGCAAGCAGAUGAUCCUUCCUGACAUCUCAGCAGCUAUGCAGCAGCUGCAGUCUUCACAUGCUGACCACGAUUUCUCUGAUCUGGAGAAGCUGAGCUUUGUCGCGCCAAUGCCGUUGCACAUGCGUUUGAGCUGGAAGAUUCUGAUGUCCAUAGGCAAGUAA
Miscanthus lutarioriparius is the source of this 1494-nucleotide messenger RNA. NCBI's taxonomy places the organism in Eukaryota, Viridiplantae, Streptophyta, Magnoliopsida, Poales, Poaceae. The record is from the annotation of a GenBank genome assembly.